UUAUAUGCGCGCAAGAUAGUGAUAUCUUAAUUAUUAUUAUUGUUAUUGAAUUAUAUUACUUUUAAAUAUUUGAGACAUGUGUCUUAGUUUUUUUUUAAAGUUUGAUUUAAAUUUCCGACAUAAACUGCGUAGUUUGGUAUGAAGAUUAUCAAUGAAAACAAUGAUCUUUGUUUUUAUUCUAUGUGUUUUUAUUCUAUGCAUAUCUUCUGCAACAGCUAGCCAAUAUGUUGGCCAUUCAGGAGAAAAAAAACAGUUUGUCACAAUGGGAAUGUUUGGAGGCCGCGGUAUGGAUAGCUUUAGUGGAAAUAUAGAUAAUGGGUUCGGAAAUUUUGAUCACAAUGGUGGUAUGGAGCUUAAUGAAAACAGCAUGGGAAACUUGAACCUUCAAAGUGAAAAUGACGGUGGCAUUGGAUCACUUUUGAGUGGAUCUCAGUUUGGUGGCUGGCCUUCUUCAACAGAAUCAAUGAGUACACUCGGUGGUGGUCCGGGAUACAAUUCCAUUCAACAGUUUGCACCUAAUAACCCACUUGGAUUAAAUAAUCAAGGUACUUAUGGAAAUAAUGAUCUUGGUAUUGGUCAAGAACAAUUGUCUGGGCGUGCAGAAUCUUUGUUUAAUAGUUUAAAUGAAGAUAAUGAAGGAGAUUCUCUGUUUGGUAUAAAUUCUUUAGAAGGUAAUUAUGAAACCAGCUUAAAUGAUGGCACAAACAAUGCAGGAAUUGGGCAGAUGGAUAUGAAUUCAUUUGAGGAUACAAAUAGUAAAGAAGACUCUAGCCUUCUUAAUGGUUAUACACCCCAUCAUAAAGAUACACACAAAAUUGGCAGUGAUCGUCAAGGUAUUGGAGAUGGAGGAGAAAUGCUUUCUAAUGAAAUUGGACAGUUAGAUUCUUCAGAUGAAAAAUUACAAAAGAUGUUAGAGUUUGGUCUUUCAGGAGAUAACUAUGGUGAAUCUAAUGAAAAUAAUGCAGAAACUGCGAUAAGUGCACUACUAAAUCCCCAGUAUUUAGCAGACCAAAUGGAUUCUCAGCAAUCAAGUUCUCCAGAUGAAUUGCCGAGUUUUCAACAUGAAGGUAAUUCAAAUGAACACGAUGUCAAUCAAUUAUCAAGUUCUUUAAGCGAAGGUCAUUUAGGAGAUUUAACUCCUAUCACAGUUCAUGCCCAUGCUUCUGAUAAACAAGAUAAAACACCACCUUCCCUUGAAGAAACAAGACAAACAGCAAUGCAGGUUCAAGAAACGGCUGCAAGACAUCAUCGUAAAAAAUUAGCUCGUUUAAAAAAAAGAUUGCAACAAAUAAGAUUAAAAUUGCAGAUGUUACAGGCAGAGCAGGCAAAAAAAUCAACUAGUAAUACAAAUAAUGAUCCAAAAGAAUCACGAAAUGAUGCCAUUAAAAAGCUGCUCAUCAAAAAUCUAAAACUUGCAGCAAUGAUUGCAUCAAAAGAAAUUCAACUGGAAGAAACCAAAAGUAAAAGUAUAGCUUAUCUUUCAGGAAAAAAAGAUCAAGACUCUGAUGUUUUUCAUGAUACUAACCAUAUGAAAUCAGAACCAGUUUUACAUGAAAGAGCUAAACCACUUACUGAACUUAGUAAAAAAGCAGAAGAAGAAGUUAACCAUUUAAGCAAGAAUCCAGAUUUAGAUAAAUAUAAAAAUAAUUCGCGUAAUAUACGCAUUCAACCUAACUCUAGUAUAAACAAAAUUAACUUAAAAGACUCUUCUAGACCUGAUUCAGGUGCAAAUAGAGAAAAUAGUAAUACAUUUCUUAAAAAGAUUAAUGAAACAUUGCAAAUCCUUGAUCAUACUUCACCAGAUGAGCAUACACGUUCUUCUUUAACAAGCAGUUCCAAAAGAUUUUUUAAUAAGUUAAAAAAACAAAUACAAUCUAUGUCUCCUGAUCAAGCACAAGCAAUUGAAGAGAGAGCUUUAUCUAACUUAUACAAAGCAAUUAAGAACAAAACAGAUACGUGAUGUAGAAGCAUAAGUAAAUGUGAAUAUGGAUCAUGCAUGUGAAAACACAGUAUAGUUAAACAUAUACAUAGAUACAAGUUGUAAAACAACCUCAUGCACCACUUACACCAUGCACCAUAUGCGAAGAAUUCAAAAUAAAGUUUAAGAUAUGCUUUGAGAAUGCAAAUUAUUUAAAAAAAGCUGAUUUUUAUUUAGAAAAAAGACAUGAAAAUCUUUGUUUAUAUGAACCUGGAUGACUCCUAAAUUCAGUUUUUAAAAGACAAGAAGAAAGUUCUUCUUAUAAUAAAAAAGAGAGUUGGUCAAUGCAGUAAAUUGAGUAAAUUAAUGUUAACAUAUCGAAAAGUUUUCUGUUUUUAAGCCUGGUUACUGACGAAUUCAUAUCAUUCGAUUUUCAAGAAUAUUUCUGCUUGUGUUCGAAAUUUACCCCUCUCUUUUAAUGGUUGACUGGUGGUCAGCAGUAUGACAGUCAGUCGGUAUGUCAAGAAACAGAUGUUGCUAGAAUGAUUAAUUUUUUUUAUUACUAUUGGAAUUGUAAAUAAGUAACUCGUAUUUUAAAAUGCAAAUAUUAAGUGAAUUUA
Messenger RNA from Hydra vulgaris (swiftwater hydra), 2538 nucleotides. RefSeq lists its product as uncharacterized. NCBI's taxonomy places the organism in Eukaryota, Metazoa, Cnidaria, Hydrozoa, Anthoathecata, Hydridae. The record is from RefSeq and is a predicted model, not a curated record.